Molecule: messenger RNA, 3712 nt
Organism: Exserohilum turcica Et28A
Lineage: Eukaryota; Fungi; Ascomycota; Dothideomycetes; Pleosporales; Pleosporaceae
Exons: 1
Coding region: 31-3438 (1135 amino acids)
Biological process (GO): transmembrane transport
Source: RefSeq, a predicted model, not a curated record
CCGACGAGGCCAAGACCACGGCCGGGGAGAAUGACACCCAACACUACGCUGUCGCCCCUUGUCCUCACCCUCGCCCUUCUCUCCUUCCUGCCGCUCGCAAGCGCCGUCUUCGUCAACUUCCAAGAUUGCCUGACUCGCAUCUACCUCGCCGACGGCAAGCAAACGCCAUAUCUCCGCUUCACGCCUGCAUACGUAUGGGCCGACUUUAGUCCCCAAUACCGCCUGAACCUCACCAUCUAUGGCAACGUCUCUGGCCAAGCAGACAUUGGCGACUACCCUCCUCCGGACAGCGACAACUGGAAAGAUCCAAACAAGACAUUUGGCAAACUGGUCGACCUGAACGAGAACCACAAACACUACACCACUUUGUUCUGGAACAACAAGGUCCUGACCUACUCUGCCUACACCGCACCGGCCGCCCGCUUCUGUCAUUCCCUUGCCAACGCCAGCUGCCCAAUAUCACCUGCUUUCAAUGGCAACGCGAGCGAGUACUGGACCCUGCCAGCCAUCACGGUAGCGCACGACUUUGGCAGUUCCUACUCCUUUUCCACCUGGGCCUCGACGUUGCGCAUCGUUUCUGGAAACAACGAUGCCACCCCGCUGGGUUGCGUUUCCACCACCAUCACCCCAGACCUCGGCAGCGCGCUCGCAGAUUCCCUUCGUUACUUUCCCGCCGCCAUACUAGGUCUCGUGGGCCUUGCGACUGUCUUUGCCGCCACCUGUAGCCCCUGGGGAACCUCCAACAUCUUUCGUUCGACAAGCAACUACGGUCGCGAUGAAGACCUGUUGCGCUUGGUUACCCCGGGCUUUGGGGACUGUCUGCAGUACAUCCAGUUCAUCGUUCUUGCGGGAAGUCUUAGCCUCAACUAUCCGGGCUUCUUCCAGCCCGCCAUCAGCCAGGCCAGUUGGUCGCUUCUCCUAUUCAACCAGAGCCUUGUCAGUGACGGCAGUGGGGCCCAAAGUCUUGUCGAUGGCAUCUAUUUUGUCAACGGAACAUAUGGCCUCACCCGCCUCGGCCAGUAUGUCGGGCUGACCAAGGAGCGUGACAUAUGGGCAUGCAUGGCCAUCUUCUUGCUUGUCCUGAUUGCCUGUGUCAUUGUGCUCACUCAACUAGGUUUCUUCACGCGCUGGCUUGUGCGCUGGCUGACCAACACGCAGGGCGGUGAUUUGACCGGGAAGAACUGGCCAUUCACGGCCGGUAACAUCAUUCGCAUCAUCUACAACUACUUCCUGCUUCCCAUCAUAGCCUUGUCGCUAUUCCAGCUCGUGGUAGCCCCACGCUCGCCAGCAUCUGUGGUGGUUACAGGCGUCCUCAUGCUGAUCCUCGUCGCCGGUGUCGCUACAUGGAUCUUCUGGUUCAUUUUCACCACACGUCCCCGAGCCCAUUUGUUCGAUGAUCUCCCCACCGUCUUGACAUAUGGGCCUCUUUAUAACACGUACUCGGACGACGCCGCGCCAUUCGCCUUUAUCCCCGUGUUGCUUACCAUCAUACGUGGUAUCGCUAUUGGCGCUAUCCAGCCUUCAGGCAUUGCCCAAAUCGUCAUACUUGCGAUAUGUGAAGUAAUCCUAAUCUUGACCCUGCACGCUUUUAGGCCAUUCCAGUCGAACACGUCGAUGAACGCAUACCACACCUUCUUCUCGGCAGUUCGACUCACUUGCGUUCUACUGUCUGUAGCAUUUGUGCCCUCUCUCGACGUCGACGAGGCUUCCAAAGGCUGGAUUGGAUACAUCAUUUUGCUGCUGCAUGGCAUUGUGUUAGUCUUUGGCUUUUUCUUGAAUGCUCUUCAAACCAUCAUCGAAGUCUCGGCAAGACUCGCCGGCGUAGGCGGGGACCAAAGAGGCGGCCUUACCGCUGUUUUUGGAAAAAGGCAACUUUCGAAACGGAAUCUCCAUCGCCACGCUCGCAGCAGUCUCGGCUCGAAUACUGUCAUGCUUUCCCAUGACGAAAGCAAGAACAUUCAACUAAUGGGCAGCCGAUCACGGAGCGUGUCUGCCAGUUCUGCCGUCCUCUUGAAUGCACCCUAUGACCGAGAUAGCCAACGCGCAAGUGUAGGCUUCGAAGGGUUCAGCCAGGGCGACUUUGGAAACGUCAGUCCAGUACCUGGGCAAAACGCCACACCGUUUAACUUUCUGGGUGGCAGUUCAGGUGGGAGUUCGAGGCGGCCGACCCUUGGUGCAAUGGACGCUGCAGAUCCAUACUACCGCCCUCCACGACCCCGGAAGCGCACAAUGGACUCGAUGACAGCCACUGCACCAGGAAAAGCCUCUCGAAGCUCUGACGUUGGGGAUGAUCCAUACUCGGAUAACUUUGACAUUCUAGCCAUUAAUGCGGGUGAAGGCCCGUCACGUAACUCGGGUACGCCAGCUCCGGCUUAUCUGCGACUGAACCGGGAUGACUCUGACCCGAAUCUCGAGCGGAGGAAUAAACCCACCGACUAUUCUGUCCGAGAAUCGGACUUUUACUACGGUCUUCGUGGUCCUGCUUUGUCCUCGCAACCGACGCGAAAGUUAAAGACUGGGCCGGCGGACCCGAUGGGGCCUGUCUCUUCUGCUACUGGCUGGUUCAAGAGCCUCAACCUGUUUGGCGGACGCAAGAAGGAGAAGGGCAAGGGAUUUGAAGUGGUUAGGAGUACGCGUAUGCCACCCCAGAUGAUGACGGUUGAGGAAGACACAGAUUCGCCCGAAAUAUCACAAGAACCCUACAGGGACAGUCCAGACUCAACUCCUCGGCAUGAAGAUGCAGCAGGAGAUCUUGGUGUAGCGUCGGCAGCCGCCUUGAGUGGUGGGAGACGCAACUCUUCCGAGAGCGAAUCGGAAAGCAGCGAGGAUGAGGACGAUGAUCGGUUUGAGCCAGUGACUCGUGUCUCGCCCACCGCGCCCGCCUUGGGUCCGAUUGAGAGUUUCGGUGGAAUUGAACUGCCGAGUAGAAUUGGGUCGCGUGCUUCACGUAUGACACAGUCCCAAGGGCCUCCAAGUCGCACGCCUACUGUACCGCGCCGAAACUCUCGGAGGACGAGGUCACCUGUAUCUUCCGAAGUUGCGGACCAGCUUCCGGCGGUGGCGGACAUUGCAAACCCGACGGGCUCAAGAUAUCAGUCUCCCCUGCACAGUCACCACUUGCAGCCCAGUCGCUCUGGUGGGCUGCCGAUCCGCCUUCCCUUUGGAUCCACGGAGCCAUCGCCCGAGCGGUCAUCUGGGCCCUCUGCUGCAUCGAGCAUAUUUCGUCACGACGGCGCGAGCGAGCUGGAUGGGCCAUCAUCGAUUGGCGCAGCGACGGAGCGGCCUCUGAGCACAGGCUACGUCCAGCACCACAUGAUGGCAGACAGCGUGCAAAUUGACGGCUACGACGCCGGAAGCCAUCUUGAAGCAUCUGCAGAGAUUGUGGACCGCAGCCGCAGCGGCAGUACACAGCACAGUAGGCACAGUCGCAGGACAUGAUGGCCACUUUCCUAGACAUUUUCUUUCACUUGCAUUGCUGGAAGCCAGGGUAACCUAUUUGUAAUACAUGUCAACGCAGAACGCGCAUUUACGAGUUUCUUUGCUGUAUGGUUUCUCCGAAAAGCGAGUUUCAAGGGCGUUUCCUGGAUCAUGCGAGCAGUGUGCUCUGCAGGCGCACAAGCUGUCUAGACAUAUUUAUAUACAUACGUAGGGCGUGGAAGGUGGCUAGCGUGGCUAGCACGCAUACUGGUAAUCUCGAAUAAUUCAUCUCUCC